Messenger RNA from Bactrocera neohumeralis, 6123 nucleotides. RefSeq names its product rho GTPase-activating protein Graf (gene Graf). Gene Ontology annotation, biological process: signal transduction. The transcript is spliced from 13 exons. Gene Ontology annotation, cellular component: cytoplasm. Bases 1538 to 4897 code for a protein of 1119 amino acids. NCBI's taxonomy places the organism in Eukaryota, Metazoa, Arthropoda, Insecta, Diptera, Tephritidae. Gene Ontology annotation, molecular function: GTPase activator activity; protein binding. The record is from RefSeq and is a predicted model, not a curated record.
AUUCAAUCCGAAUCGAGCGCUUGAAGUAAACGAAUGUGUUUUCGCGUGCGGUUGAGCGCGAAUUUCCGAAACAUAAACGGUGUGCGUGAGCGUGUGUGUGUAUAUUGUUGUGUAGGCCAGCUAGCAAACGGCCACCAAUGCAGAAACAGAAUACAAGUGUGCAAAUGCAUAGCCAGUUAACGCAAAGAUUUUAAAUAGUUAAAAUAAGCGUAAGGUGCAGCAAAAAUUUGGAAAUAUAAUGAAGGCAAUUUUGAAGUUGAAGUGCUGAUUGGAAUUAUUUACUAAAAUUUGUGGAAAACUGUGUGAAAAGUGCUCGUGCGCAGGCAAAACACACGUAAAUUGUACGAAAGCAGUUAACAGUAGAAGCGUGGUGUACGAAGAAGCUGUAAAGAAAUAGUGGAAAAGCUGACACUGUAAAACGCUGUACGCUUACUAUAUUUUACAGUAUAAAACAAUGAAUACAGAUUUUUUUAUUUAAGUUUUUUCGUGUAAAAACAGUGCAACGAAAAGCCAAAAACCAACAACAAGUAUUGUGUAAAUGCCGCGGCAAAAAAUUAAUAAAAUAAUAAUAAAAAAGCAUUAAAAAAUGAGUGAUGAAACGAAAUGCCAAAACAAGUUCGGAAAAUCAAAGAAUUCCACAGCGGCUGCGUGACGGUGAAGACGAAACGUGCGCGCAAUAAAGACGAAGCGAGUGUGUCGCGAAGUGAACGUUGCGGUCUAAACGUGUGCGCGAGCGAGUGAACGAACGUGUGCGAGUAGCGGCGAGUUGCCAGCACAAUUGCAAUAAAAACAACAGUGCGAAGUAAUUUCUGUGUGUGUGCGUGUGUCGUGUACGGAAAAGUGCAACGACAGUCGUUGCAGCAACAAUAACAACGCAUGCACAAUAAGCAACGAGCAGCGCAUUACAAAAACAAAUUGGCGAGUUCGCUGCAAAGGAAUGUGAAAUAAAAGCAAAACACUAAGAAUAAAGUGUAAAUUGCAAUAAAAAGGUUCGAUAAACAAGAAAAAUAUAUACGUAAGUACGUACCUACAACGGGUAAACGGCUGCAACAGGCAUUGUGCAACUGUUUGUGUGAAAAGCGAAAAGUGCAGGAAAGCAGGUUUAUAAUGUAGCGAAAAGGCGAAAAGUGCGUGUUGUUGUUUUUUUAUGUGCGAAACAAAGGCGAAUUGCUCGUGAAGUUGCAGUGCUCGCUUAAAAAAAAAAAUAAAAAACGGUGAAAAUAAGUUUAUAAUACAUUAUGUACUUGCUUAUUGUUUUUGUAAAUAUAUAUUUUUACAAAUUAAUUUCUUUUUAGUUUAAGUGCGCUAACUUUUCUUAACGCAUUUUUGCCACUUUUUUGUUGUAAACAUAUUCGUUUUUGGUUUGCGUUACAAAAAGCUUGUAAAUAGCUAAAUUCCGUUUAUUUUUUUCAUUUCUUACCAAAGCAAUGAAGAUGAAUUGAUCAGCAACAUUAUUAUUUUUCAUUUUGUGCUUUAAAAACCGUUAAUUUCAAUAAAAUAAAUCACGUUCUUUCAAUUUCAAUCCCUGCUUGAAAUUAUGAAGAAUAAUCAAACAAAAAACGCCAACAACAAUAACACCAUUAAUAAUAACAAUAACAACAACAAUAAGAAUCUAAAUUACCUAAAUAAUAUCAAUAAGAAAUUCAACAACAAUAACAACAAAACAACAACAACGACAACAAUCACUAAUAGCAACAACGCAAAACUGCACAAUAAUAACAACAAUAAUAAUAAUAAUAAAAAUAAUAAGAAGAAGAAUAGCAAUAAGCGUACUCUACGAUUGGGUCGUAAUAAAAUGGGCGGCCGCAAGGAUGUGCGUCGCGGCCUCGAGCCACUCGAAUUCGAGGAAUGCAUUGUGGAUAGUCCAGAGUUUCGUGAUAAUUUGAAUCGCCACGAAAAGGAACUGGAUCACACUAGUCAUCAAAUCAAGCGUAUCAUUAAGGAGGUGAAAGAUUUGAUGAGUGCCGCUAAAGUACUUUCCACCCGCAUGAAACAAUUGGCCAACUUAAUGGACGAUUUCAAUUUCGAAUGCAUCGGCACAGCGCAAACAGAUGACGAGAAUGUCAUUUGCGAAAGUCUGAAACAUUUCGCCGCCAUAAUUGGAACCAUCGAAGAUGAGCGAGAAAAAAUGCUGACGCUGGCGGAUCAACACAUCAUUAUGCCGCUGGAGGAGUUUCGGAAGAAACAUAUUGGCGGCGUGAAGGAGAACAAGAAAAAGUUCGACAAGAAGACGGAGAAAUUUUGCCAGACACAAGAACGUUUCCUGAAUAUGUCAACAAAAAAGCCCGAGAACACGAUACAAGAGGCGGAUGCCAGUCUGGGUAUGCACGAACGUGAAUAUGUACAGGAGUCCUUGAGUUACGUGCUACGUAUACAGGAAGUGCAGGAGCGCAUCAAAUUUGAGUUCGUUGAAAUUCUGCUUGGCUUCAUCUCCGGCUGGUUGGUAUUCUAUCACACGGCGCACGAGCAGGCGGAGGACAAUCGGGAUUACCUGCAAGAUUUACGGCAUAAAGUGCAAAAGACACGCGAGAACUUCGAAGGCACUCGAGAGAAAGUCACUGAACUGAAGACAAAAUAUAUGGAAAAGAGAACGAAACCAGAGGAGAAAUUCACAAAACGUGGCUAUUUAUUUUUGAUGGAAAAAAGCUCGAUUUUGAAAAUCUCUCUUCUAGAACCCUUCAAAGCAACAUGGACGAAAUACUAUUGUACAUACAAGAAACAAAAGAAGGAAUUCACAAUGCUGCAAUUCAAUCAGAUGAAUCACAGUUCCACACGGCCUGAGGGACGUGAAGAGGAGAAACUAACAUUAUACUCGUGUCAUCCGCGCAAUUCGGAAUUUGAGAAACGUUUCUGCUUCGAUUUGACAUUCAAAGAGAAACCGGGUAUUGUUUACACAUUUCAAGCGCUCAGCGAGGACGAUCGGCAGGCGUGGGUGAAAGCAAUGGACGGCACCGAAUCGACCUACUUUGCUCCAGGCAAAGUGAAGGCUGGCGAGGAAUAUCAGUUGGAUGACAUGGGCUUCGCUUUUGUGCGCCGUUGCAUCGAUGUGCUGGAGAAGCGUGGCCUCGAGGAUGAGGGUAUUUACCGCAAGAGCGGUGUCGGUACGAAGAUUUCCAAACUCCUAUCAAUGGGUAUGGAUCACAAGAAGGCGGAUAGCGUUUUUAACGAUGAACAGUAUCGUGAUCUCAUGGAGAGCAACACCAUAGCGAGUGCGUUGAAGACGUAUCUGCGCAAUUUAAAUGAGCCGCUGAUGACCUAUCGCUAUCACAGCGGCUUCAUCGAGGCGGCAAAACAAGAGAGCUUGAAUCAGCGCGUGCACGAGGUGCAUAAAUUAGUACACAAGCUGCCACCGGUCAACUUCGAAAUGCUGGAUCUGGUUAUUAGACAUUUAACAGAAGUGUCACGCAAAUUUGAAAAGAAUAAAAUGUCGGUCUUCAAUCUGGGCGUUGUAUUCGGUCCGACACUGUUGCGGCCCCAGGAGGAGACCGUCGCUGCCAUAUUGGACAUCAAGUUCAACAACAUUGUUAUAAAUAUUUUAAUUGAGAAUUAUGAUCGUAUUUUUAAGAGUGACCCUAGCGCGCCACUGCUAAGCGCACCCAAUCCCACUAGUCCGCCGACGCGUGUACCACGCGCCAGUCAAGCCGGCAAGUCGCCAUCAGCGGGUGGCGGUGGCAGUGUGGGCAACGGCGCACGCACAUCCAUGUAUUCGCCGCAACAACAAGUAUACCGGCUGGUGACCAAGUCCAACUUUACGGAUCCACCGAUGUCAUCGAGUUUACAAAACAUUCCAAACGGCCUAAUCUACUCGCAUGGUAGUGGCGGCGGUGGCGGCGGAGGAGGAGGUGGUAAUGGUGGCGGCAUUAACCCGACGAAUCGCACAAACGGCGGCGUUGUAAGUGGACAUACCACCAACGGCAGCGGCCCGAAGAGCCUUGGCAUGAGCGUCAAUAUGGGUAGCGUGAAGAAUAUACAUUCCAUGUCGCAGAGUGACAUCAGCGUGCGCAGUUUGCGUGGCGGUGGCGGUGGUAGCGCUGUGAAUAGCAGCGCCGCUGAUGCCGUCUACGGCAUACUGGGUGGCGGUACAAAUGGUUCCGGCUUAACGGCACACCAUGCCACGCCCGCGAAUGCCACACAACUGCGUCAAGAUUAUCUAAUGGCCACCGCUACGCCGGCGUCUACCGGUGUGAUUAGUGGCGGGGGCGGUAUUUAUUCCACGGCCUCGGCGGGCAGCACAACACGUUUGAAUAUGAACAACGUUUCCCCACCGACGAUAUCAAUGCGCACCGAGGCGUUAUACGGCUCGACGGCGCUGACGGGAGGCGGCGGCGGUGGUGGAGGUGGUGGUGGUGUUGGACAGUCGCAACACUCCCGCAUGUCGUACGCGCAGGCAAAGCACUACUCGCCGGUGGCAGCGGCCGCCUCCACAUCUAGUUCCAAUGAGAGUGUCUGUGAUUCUUUAUCGUCGGCCAAUGGCAUCGGCGGUGGUAGCAAUAAUGGCAGCCGCUUGUUGGGCGGUUCACUGGACUACGCGCCACAUGCUUCGCAAGCGUCCUCGCUGUCGACGCUAUUGGGCUCCACCUGCGACGAUGUGGUAACGGCAACGGCGGCACCAUCUAUCAUUGGCGGCGGCGGCAGUUCGCCGAAAGAUGUCGAGUAUGUGCCGGUCAAGGCGCACCGCAACAAGGAAAUACAUCGAGAGUUGAAUAUGGGCACAGCGCGCGUGCGCACAUUAUACGCGUGUAUGGGCGAAAGCGAGGGUGAACUGUCCUUCGAACCAAAUCAGAUCAUCACUAACGUACGUUACUCACAUGAACCGGGUUGGCUGCAGGGCACGCUCAACGGUAAAACGGGACUUAUACCACAGAACUACGUCGAACACUUGAAACCAUACCACUAGAACUAGUUAUGAUCACCGUUAGAUAUAUGUAUAUUUGAUAACUAUUGCAGAUAUAUAGUAACCUAUAUAUUUAUCUAUAUAUGGGUGUGUAAGCCGUUUUGUAUGUGUAUGUAAACUAAUGAAGAAUGCCGUUAGUUGAAGUGACGGCAAGCAUUUGAAAAUUGGUGUGAUGUAACAGUAAAAGUACGUAAAGUGCUUGUAGUUAAUUAGUUGCGUAAGUAGCAUUAAAAAAAAAAAAGAAAGCGAAGAAUCGGCGAAAAUAAAAAUGAAAGAAAAUAGAAAAUAAAAGCAAAUAGUAGUGAACCGCUAUGUCAGCAAGCAAAAACGUAGAUUAGCUUAGUGUAAAGCCACGAAUUCCCGUAAAACUAUUGCAAAGCAAUAAAAUUUAUAAAACUAUUACAACAACAACACAAGCAAAAGUCCAUAACGCACGAAAUUUCAGGAGCGUGUCACCACCAAGCAAACGCACAGUACCCAACAAAACCCCAAAAGAAAUGCAACAACAACAAAUUUACAAUCGCAUACACACACACACACUUAUGGAGAAACCGACAGACAGACACACGCCAACACACACAUGCACAGUUUUACACAUAUAAAUAUAUACAUACACAUUUAGCCACAGCUUACAACAAAAAUAAAUAAAUAAAAGUAAUUACAUACAUAUAUACAAAUAUACAUACAUGCAUAUAUAAAUAUUUUCUCUACUUUUACAACAAUACAAAACCACAAAAACCUAAUUUUGUAUGCAAAUGUGUAAUUAUUAAAAUGAAAUUGAAAAACAAACUAAAAUUAUAACGAAAAGAAAAACAUUUUAUUUAAAGAGCGCAAACGUGAAUGCUAACAAACAAAUAAAACAACCAACAACAACAAAAAGAAACACAUGUAAAAGCUUAGUAUUAGUAAUAAUUACUCCACUGUGAGUAUGUUUGUAUGUAUUAAAUGAUAUCCAUUGAAACGAAACUGAGAACUUAAAAUUUCCCUUAAGCUAAUUUAUUAUUUGUAAACGCUUUACUUUUGUUGCACUUUUGAAAGCAAGCGCAGCGCAAAAGCGUAAAAAAGAAAAAAACACAAGUUGAAAGUUGAAAAUUGUACGAAAAUGUGAGCAAAAACUAUUAGUUUACUUUGUAAAUAUAUACAUAAAUAUAUAUAUAAAAAUAUAUUAAAAAAAUUAACAUUUUUAAGUGAAUAAUAAAAAUAAAAACUAUGCGAAAAUUACAAUGAAA